Colias croceus (clouded yellow) is the source of this 1332-nucleotide messenger RNA. RefSeq lists its product as uncharacterized. The record is from RefSeq and is a predicted model, not a curated record. Lineage: Eukaryota; Metazoa; Arthropoda; Insecta; Lepidoptera; Pieridae. Gene Ontology annotation, molecular function: nucleotide binding; oxidoreductase activity. The transcript has 7 exons. Bases 79 to 1257 code for a protein of 392 amino acids. Gene Ontology annotation, cellular component: cytoplasm. Gene Ontology annotation, biological process: NADPH regeneration.
UGAUGUUUUAAUUUAGUUGGAGCUACAAUUAGCUCGCGAUCGAAACUCUCCGACAGACAGUAGGAUUAAUUAGAUACAAUGGCUACAAAAAAGUUCUUUGGUGAAUCUCCUUAUAAGGUAGCUAAGAAAACCCACCCCGAAUCCGACUGGCUAUUCACAGACUUCAUCAACAAAGUUAACUUAGUAUCUGACAAACCAAAAAACAAGGCACCAGUUGUUGCAGCUAUCUUUGGUCUCGGUCGUGCUGGUUCCAUUCAUCUGUCAAACAUCAUUCGUAACCCACGUGUCGUCUUGAAAUACAUUGUGGAUGACUGCAAAGACAAAUUUGCUGACCUGAAAAAAUACUGGAAUCUUAGUGAUGAUGUUGCCUUCCUAACCUCUAAGGAAGCCGACAAAGUGUACAAAGACAAAUCAGUUACCGCAGUUUUCAUUGGCUCUCCAACAUACACACACCACGAUAUUGUUGUAAACUCCAUCGCCAACAACAAAGAUGUAUUUUGUGAGAAGCCCAUUGCGGAAAGCAUCGAAGAAACCAAGAAAUGCUACGAUGCCGCUAAAGCUAAGGGUCGCGUCUUGUAUGCGGCUUUCAACAGAAGAUUCGAUCCCGCCUAUAGGAAUUUGAAGAACAAGGUCAGGGAAGGAGAAGUUGGACACGUUCAAGUAUUGAGGGUUACAGCGAGAGACUCACCCCUACCUUCCAUCGAAUACUUGAAGAACUCAGGUGGCGUGUUCCAUGAUUGCCUUGUGCAUGACUUUGACAUGGCCUGCUGGGUGUUGGGAGAAUUACCAAACAAAGUGCAAGCAACAGCCUCAGCCCUUAUCCCAGAAAUUAAAGCUAUUAAUGACUUCGACAACGUUGCUUUCCUCCUAAGUUUCCCAUCUGGAGCUAUCGCUAUUGGAGACAACAGCCGGUACUCUGCUUACGGAUACGAUCAAAGGCUUGAAGUUUUUGGAAACAAAGGUAUGAUUAAGGUAGACAACGAGAAACCCGCCCACUCAACAGACUUCGUUAUUGGACAAGAGGGAUAUAAAACAAACCCCAUCUACUAUUCAUUCCCAUCUCGUUUCAAGGUUUCAUAUGAACGUGAGGUUGAACACUUCUUAGAUGUCAUACAAUAUGGAGUCGAACAAGAUGUAACUAGCUGGCAGACUCUCGCCGUCAGCAAGAUCGCUACCGCCGCUGAAGAGAGUGCACGCACCAACAAGGCCGUUGAGAUUGACUGGAGCAAGGAUGCCAUUCCCACUGUAUACUCUUAAAUUGAAAAUUGGCCCCGAUCGAUGAUAUUUUUAAAUUAAAUUCGCAAAUAAAUAUAUAUAUAUUUUUUUAAUUUU